AUGUAUACGGGCCGCACCAAUUCCCGGAAAAGGUCAUCCCGAAGUUCAUCUGCCAGCUUCUCCGGGGCCAGCCAUGGUACGCAUGCCGGCGCCCACGGGCAGGGGAGCGGGCGAGGGAGAGUUGCUUCGGUGCGCGGGGAAUCCCGCGGUAGCGCCAGAAACUGUGUCUCACACCAUGGCCGAUCCUUGCGCCCUGCCUGCUUUCGGCCUGUGAAUGCCCCGUGUGCUGGGCUUUCCUUCUAUAUCACCCCUUUCAUCUCUGCGCCUUGGCCGCGCAGCUGGAUCCACGGGAAUGGGACCCACUCGCGCCGGUACCUGUAUGUCACCGACGCGGUCCGGGCCUUCGAGGCGGUCAUGCAGCGUGGUGCCUUGGGAGACACGUACAACAUUGCCGCCGGCCCGGGCUGCGAGCGGACCACCCUCGAGGUCGGCCGUGCGUGCAUCCACUUCGUCGACCAAAGCCUCGGUCAAGGGACGCCGGCGGCUCUGGCCGAUCACCACGCCAACGACGUGACCAUGGGCGGGAGGUUGGUUUUCGUGCGCGAUCGCGCAUGCAACGACCAGCGCUACCAUGUUGACUCGCGCAAGGUCCAGGCCCUGGGCUGGGAGCCGGAAGUCAGCUUCGAAGAGGGGCUCCAGCGUACUGGUACGGCUUUCUUUCACACCGCCUCGGUGCAUCGGCCGAGAGGGGGGAGGACACAUCAGGGCCGAUCCCCCAGGGAGCUUCAGAAACGAGGGGGAGGGCGAUCGCAGAUGGUCGUUGCUUUGGACCAUAUCUGA
Fonticula alba is the source of this 780-nucleotide messenger RNA. RefSeq lists its product as hypothetical. The transcript has a single exon. Lineage: Eukaryota; Rotosphaerida; Fonticulaceae. The record is from RefSeq and is a predicted model, not a curated record. Bases 1 to 780 code for a protein of 259 amino acids.